ACAUGAGGAUUCAUACAGGAGAGAAACCAUAUCACUGUUCAGAAUGUCAAAAAGACUUUUCACAAAAAUCAUCUCUAAUAACACACAUGAGGAUUCAUACAGGAGAGAAACCAUAUCACUGUUCAGAAUGUCAAAAAGACUUUUCACUUAAAUCAUCUCUAAUAACACACAUGAGGAUUCAUACAGGAGAGAAACCAUAUCACUGUUCAGAAUGUCAAAAAGACUUUUCACAAAAAUCAUCUCUAAUAACACACAUGAGGAUUCAUACAGGAGAGAAACCAUAUCACUGUUCAGAAUGUCAAAAAGACUUCAAUCUAAUAACACACAUGAGGAUUCAUACAGGAGAGAAACCAUAUCACUGUUCAGAAUGUCAAAAAGACUUUUCACAAAAAUCAUCUCUAAUAACACACAUGAGGAUUCAUACAGGAGAGAAACCAUAUCACUGUUCAGAAUGUCAAAAAGACUUUUUUCAUACAGGAGAGAAACCAUAUCACUGUUCAGAAUGUCAAAAAGACUUUUCACAUCAAAAUCAUGAGGAUCUAAUAACACACAUGAGGAUUCAUACAGGAGAGAAACCAUAUCACUGUUCAGAAUGUCAAAAAGACUUUUCACAAAAAUCAUAUCUAAUAACACACAUGAGGAUUCAUACAGGAGAGAAACCAUAUCACUGUUCAGAAUGUCAAAAAGACUUUUCACAA
Messenger RNA from Procambarus clarkii (red swamp crayfish), 698 nucleotides. Lineage: Eukaryota; Metazoa; Arthropoda; Malacostraca; Decapoda; Cambaridae. The record is from RefSeq and is a predicted model, not a curated record.